GUUCUCACCCUCGACGCUCACCGUCCGACCUCUUACAGCCUCAUCUUUUGUCAACCCACCCACCUACCCUUUAUAUUGCUCUUAGUGUCUAGCUGGGAUAUAUACGAGGACACUCAAAUAACUUAUACUGUCAAACGCAUCGGUAUAUGUGCAGAGACGAUACUUUCGGUCCCAUGCAUCGGAAACAUACUCCAUUCCAUCUCGCAGCUUGCCAAUGUUUAUUCUCGAAAAGGAUGUCAGAAUGGCUUCACCUUCUCCGCAAUACCGAGCGAGCAAUCCAGUGUUAGCAUGUGUUGUCGACACGAAAGAGCGAAUGCGGGGUUUCCUCAUUCCGUUUGGAGGUACUUCUUUGGAUCAUUUGCCGACUGUUCGAUGGCAGAUCUUUUUCGACAUCUUGCAAGGGCUGGUAACUAUUCAUGCGAUUCCUGCUGAUGCACUGGGGACAUCAAAGAUAGAGGAAGAUAUGCAGCUUGUUGAACAUGGGGAUAUCUGUGCACGGAAUGUACUCGUGGACGAAUCGGGAAAGGUACAUUUGAUAGAUGUUGGGAGUAGGACAGAGGAUUAUCAGGGAGAUCGGGGAGCAUUGGCGGAAAUGAUGGCUGAGUUGAGGUUAAAAGCAGAAACAGAGCAAGACGAAACAAUGAUCGACCGUACGUUGAAAUUACUUGAAGGCACGCUGGCUCUCCAAGACAUUAUCACGUCUUUGGAAAUACGAGCAUGAAUGGAGUAAGUGGAAUAGACUCCUUUGACUCUCUAUACUCACCGGUAAUAGUACGUUCAUUAUAUAUGUUGUUGCC
Lentinula edodes (shiitake mushroom) is the source of this 797-nucleotide messenger RNA. RefSeq lists its product as uncharacterized. The transcript has 2 exons. The record is from RefSeq and is a predicted model, not a curated record. The coding region runs from base 215 to 721 and encodes 168 amino acids. Lineage: Eukaryota; Fungi; Basidiomycota; Agaricomycetes; Agaricales; Omphalotaceae.